AUGCCAGUUUCUGUGCUACCGGCGGAGUUCCGCUGCUUCCGCCACAUCACGCAAAUCUACGCCCGCAACGUUCCACUGCCUGCGGUGGCGGCGACGCUGGAGGAGGUGGAUGACGGCGGAGUCGAGGCCCCGACAACGGACACCCCAACGAUGUGCGCCGCGGCGCGCCGCGGCCGGCGUGCGGCACUGCGACCGCGUUGUGUCUCGUCGUAUUUUGUCCUGAGUCUCCCGCCGGGCAAAGCCGGCGGCGCGCAGGCCCCGGCGGGCGACCGCCCCAUCUACACGAGCGAGGUGCGGCACGACACGCAAAACCCGGUGUGGGAUCGCAUCCCGGAGACCACUAUCGAGCGGUUUGGGGGAAUCACCCGCUUUGUCUUUUCCCUCUACUGUUGCACGACCCACCCGGAGGCGGCGGCGGCCUCGCCGGAGACUGACUUUUUGUUCUACGAGAUGUUGAUCCAGACCUCCCACGUGGAGUACGUGGCCGCCUCCAUGACGAAGGCGGACGCCUCGCCAAGUCUGCCUUACCACGUCGAAAGCGGGCCGAACUCCUUCGUCGUGCUGCUUCGCUGCACGGACGGCGUCUUCUUUCCGCGGCACCAGGGCGUGCGGCUGGACGAGGGAGGGGCGGCGGCGGACCCCAUCCAGACACCGUACCGCCGCGAGGACGGCGACCGCUCGCGACGCGUGCCAGACGCGGACGCGGCGCGGCCCCGGGGGAAAAACAUCCAUUUCCCGCUGGACAAAAUCACACUGGGCGACCUUAAGACGUGUGCGACAGCCACGUUGGCGUGGACGUACCUUAGCGAGUUGGCGGCGGGACGUCGUGGCGAGCAACAGGACUGCAUCGAUGCGAUGAUGAAGUCGCGUCACGGGGAGGCCGCCGCAGUGGCGCAGCGUGCAAUGUUGGAGGCCCGUCUCGCUGAAGCCCGCGAGGACUUGGAGUGCCUCGCCGGGGAAUUGCACGAGUUACGCGGUCGAUACCAGGAGGAGCAAGCGGCAAUGACGCUGCAGCUGGAGCAGUUGGAGGAGCUGCAGUCAAGCAUAUCCCUCGAGGCGGCUCAUCAAGAAGAGAUGACGAGGCGGCUGCCUGAGCAGGAGCUUUCCCUUGCCACGCUGCGCGUGCAGCUCGACGGCGUCCGACGGGAGCGGCUGGAAGAGCUGCGGGCGAUGUUCCCUAUUCACAAGGGGGCGGCCGGGGCGGCAGACACCAUCUGCGGGCACUGCUUGCCUGAUCGGGGGAGAGGGAUGGGCGUGGCAAGUGACGUGAUGCACGAGUGGGGCCUGGCCCUGGGCGCCACCGCCCACCUCGUCACCACGGCCGCCACAAUUUACGCCUGCGCGCUUCCUCACCCGCUGCUCUUGUGCGGUGGACGCGGCUGCGUGAUGGCGAAACCAGGCCUCGCAGCCGCCGCCGUUGUCUCUCCCUGUACCGGCUUGAGCGAUGUGAAACUUCCACUCUACUGCGCACGCGCCGCUGAUCGCUCGCUAAUGAGUGCGGCGAUGGAGCUCCUGCUGGAGGACGUGGCGGCGCUCGCGAAGGCGAUGGGGCGGCACGAUGUUGCGGCAAACGCCUUGAAUGGUGACUGGCGGUUGGGUGCCAUACUAAAGCAGCUCUUGACGCCUGCGUAG
Molecule: messenger RNA, 1632 nt
Organism: Trypanosoma conorhini
Lineage: Eukaryota; Euglenozoa; Kinetoplastea; Trypanosomatida; Trypanosomatidae
Exons: 1
Coding region: 1-1632 (543 amino acids)
Biological process (GO): SNARE complex assembly
Cellular component (GO): lytic vacuole; endosome
Molecular function (GO): SNARE binding
Source: RefSeq, a predicted model, not a curated record